AUGAGUGAGCCAAUCCGUAGACCGGAUUUAGUAGUCUCGAUAGACUUUGGCAUGACCUGUACCGGGGUUGCCUUUUGCAACGUAUCAACAGGAGCGCUAGACAGCGUGAGACACAUUCAGAGGUGGCCUGGAAGAACGCAAGCGAAUGAAAACAAGGUCCCUACCCUUCUUGUAUAUCCGCAAGGAUCAUCGACACCAUCGUCCUGGGGAUUCCUAGCCGAAACUGCACAGGAACAAGGUGGUGAUGGGAGUGAGAGCCGGGAGUGGUUUAAGAUUAUGCUUGACGAAGACCUACUUGAACAAAUGCGCAGGACUUCGAACGAUCCAUCAAAGGUUCCCCGCAUCCACGAAGUGGAGAAAUGGUACUCGUACUGCGACUACUUCCGAUUCCUCUACCGCUGUAUCGAAGCAAGGCUAAAGGGCGAACUUGCAUGCCGGUGGGAGGACGCAAAUAUUGAAUUCAUAUUUUCGGUACCUACGACCUGGAAGCCGAACCCAACAGUGGAGCGCUUUCGGAGCAUUAUAUCUCGUGCGGGCUUCGGUCAAGUAGCAAGUCAUAGUGCAGUGAUUGGGUUGACAGAGGCAGAAGCAGCCGCGGUGCAUACCGCACGGAACACCCCAGCCAUUUUUCAGGAAAAUGACAUUCUGUUCGUCUGCGAUGUAGGAGGAGGAACAACGGAUUUGUCGGUAUUUCGUGUUAGGAAUACAAAUAGCUUCGGGGGAUCCUUAAAUCUCCAACAGAUCGACACGGUUUUUGGUGCUACCAUCGGAUCGGCCCAAUUAGACAGUCUCUUUGAGAAGUUCGUGCUGGAGAGGCUGCAGCUUGCUAAUCGAAUAUUGCCCAUGGCCCUCGAGGAUCUGAGCCAAACUGCAUGGGAAAUGCGAAUCAGCAAGGAAUACCAAAACGCAAAAUGCGAUUAUGGCUCCGACGAAUCCUUUGCCGAUACUGAGACCUUUUCUGUCCGUGUGCCUAAGCUCGAUCGCCAAUACAUGAAUGACCAGUAUGGGAUUCGUGGCGGGGAUAUGAAUUUUCGAAGAGAUGAUCUCCGACAGUUUUUUGACGCACAGAUUGUUAAGCUUUUUGACAUGAUCGACAAGCAGUUUGUCCGCCUUCAGCAGAAGCUGCCACAGGAACAGGUGGCACACAUGGUUCUUUCUGGGGGUCUUGGAAACUCCGCCUACGUUCGAGACCGCCUUCGUGACCGUUACGCGUCUGGGAAUGCAAGCCAUUUCAAUGCCCGGAAUUUGCAGAUACGAGUCGCACCAGAUCCCCAGCUUGUAGUGUGCAAAGGCAAUGUCGCAGACCGUGUGCAAAAGCUAAAAAAUGGCCAAUCUGUACUUGGGUGGCGUUGCUGUCGAUCGUCUUAUGGGACGCUCUGCAAGAUGGUUUACAAUCCCCAAAACCCAGCUCAUCACGGUGCUCGAACGCAGCUGGAUCCGCUCGACGGCCAAAUCUAUAUUAUGGACUACAUUGACUGGUUCAUCAAGCAGGGUGAACCUGUCUCAAGCGACCAUCCGAUUGUCCGCAAUUUCCGUCGUAAAUGUUCACCUGCAACACCACAGAACCCGAAUCCUCCCCGAGUCUUUCCAACCGAAAUCAUCAGUUCUGAUGUUGAUAAAAGCAUGCUCCCGUUAACCAUGAGCUCUUUCGACUCUGACUUCUCUUCCCUUCCUCUUUCCACGUUCAAACUCAAGAACAGGCACUGGUGGAAUUCCGGAAAGAAGUACCAUCGCGUAGACUACGUCGUUAAAGUGAAUCUCGGAGCCGCCGACAUCUCUUUCGAACUCUGGCAUCAGGGGGUGAAGCUCAGCAAGGAUAAUUCCAUUAAGGUAGAAUGGCAUGCUUCAGCGGCUCCAGAUCCGAACUCAUACGGUGACUAUGUGGAUUUCCCGAUGAACUCCCUCCCCUCCGCACAGGGUCCGACAAUAAAUGCCGGAUCAAGAGGAAUAGGAAGAAAGCCUUUGCCAGUGGGUAUGAAUAUCAACGGCGUGCAAGGUGGUUUUGGGAAGUUCGGAAUUAAUCUACCAAAUGGAAGUUCAGCGCCCUUUAGCAAUAGGUCCUCAGUUUGGUAG
Molecule: messenger RNA, 2073 nt
Organism: Lindgomyces ingoldianus
Lineage: Eukaryota; Fungi; Ascomycota; Dothideomycetes; Pleosporales; Lindgomycetaceae
Exons: 13
Coding region: 1-2073 (690 amino acids)
Source: RefSeq, a predicted model, not a curated record